AUGGAUCGAUCAGAACAAGACGUAAGUUCAUUUUUCGGAGAUCUUUCGCGAAAUCUGGAGGAGGUAUGUUCUUGGCUGCGAAGCAGUUCUGGUGCGGACCACUCUCCCUCCACUUCUUUUCAUGGCGCAAGAAAUGCACUUCAGUCUCUGCGUUCGGCAGAUGCAACAUUAAGUGGCGACAUGUCCAGUUCAUUUAGUCGUUCGUCGAAUCCACAAAGCGCCGGUACAGAACCAAGGCGGAAUAGGACCCUACCAUCUGUAGCACGUGGACGUGGCUCAUCGCACAAUUGGUCUUCCCGGCGUCAAUCCACGUUUCCGUACGGCCGCGGAACGAACGCCCGAAAACCCAAAAAUCCUCGGCGAUUCGAAAUGAAAUUAAUGGUUAUAGACUGUAUACCCGAACUUCUUUCCGACAACAGUAUUACAAAUUACAGCGGGGAUACAGUCGUCGAGAGCUCUUUAACUCUGUUGAAGGACGAGUCGCCAAGUGAUGUGAAGGCGAAGAUUCUACGGUUAAUCAGAAAACAGUUUCCCGACUACGAGGGCCAGUUUUUCUUCGCCUCGCGUAGGAACAAAAAUCGUCUGUCAAUUACUGCGGACCAAGAUCUGGACGCAAGGGGUGAGUACACUUUAAAAGGAUCGGGCAGUGUGUACGUUGUUUUGGAAAAUUCUCUCACAAUCAGCGAGGAUGAGGUGAGUACUACUUUUUUCUGUGCAUGUUUUUGUCCGGGCCCGGAUCUCGCGCAAUACCCCGAAACUGCCUUGAACAAGUUAAGUUUACGUUCUGGAUCAUUCAUAUGCCGUAUGAAUCAAUCCAUAUUAAACUAUAUGACAUGAUUUCUGCUUAGUGAUAAGUACGUCAAGACGCAGAUUACAAGCAGAAAUAUACUAGUUUUCUUUUAUAGGUUGAUAGACCGUGCACUUUCAUUAAUAUGGCCUCAUGGAUUUUGCAAAAUGUAAUUGAGAGCUGGGCACAGGGAUUUAAUAUCAUAAUUAGGAAAAACAUUAGGCCAAGUUUUUCUUCCAAGAUAUUUCUUUCAUUAAUAACUGUGUUGUUUGUACGGAUGAGAGAACUCGACCAAUGAGUUUAAUGGCAUUUGUCAAAAUAUUUCAUAGCUAGCGGUAAAGUAAAAAAAGAACGAGAAUUCAGACAAGGGUUCUGAUUGGGUGUGGUUUUUAAGGAAGGCCUGUUAUUGGUUUUCUGUCCCGUUGACUCAACUUUGAUUCAACUUUAACAGGGUGAGCAAGAUGAAACAAGUCCUGGCCAGAUGGCGCAAGUUGGUGUGUCUGCAAGUACCAGCACACUAGUCUUGAAGAACGAGGACGACGGGUAAGUGAUUCCUUUGUUAAUUGCCUGGUUAAUUAUGCUAUGUAAAAGGUACAGUCAACUAUCCCUGGAAAAAUGCCGUUGUGGAACCUUUCAAUUUCUGUCUAUAGUGCAGUUUCAUUUCUUUUUCUCCAGCCGGGCAUUACUUACACAAUGUUUUAAUGGUUCAGGACGUUCAGGAUAGUGACAAUUUUCCAAAAAAAAAAAUUGUAGUACUCAAGACAAUAGGGAUCCUUUUGAUAUAGAAAAACUAAGAGCCAUAAUGGGUCUUGAAAUACAUAACUAGACCUUUUCAAUGUUUGUCUGGGUGAGUGUGUGGGGUGGGGAUGUUUGUGCCCCCACCAUGCAUACAAGCGUCUCAAUUUUAAACUUUUAGACUUUGAUUACGUAUACUCUUCUGCUUAUCCAAUUAUAUGUCAAAAGUUGAAAAAACCGUGGAUUAUAACUUCUAUGACACUGUUAAAAUUGUCUUGGUAAUUAACUAAAACCAUCUUAAGCCCUAGUAAUCACGAUUUUCCUGCACUAGUCAACUCAAACGUUUUAUGUCAAAUACGUUUGCACUGACGAAUCCAACAUAAAAACAGAUACUUCUGGUUAAACAAUUGACGGCUGAGAGAAUCUUGCCUAAAAAUUAACUCAUAAAGGACAUAAUGAGGUUUUUUGUUUUGAACAGUUUCGUCAGGAAACAAUGCGACAGUUAACUGAGGAAAGUAAAUCUGAAAGUGGAAUUAAUCUGGGUUUUCUUAAAUUAUCUACGUUUUGUAAACUAUAGCGUUGUUAAGAGCGAGACUAAGACGAAGACAUGGAUCAUUUCACUAAUCCCCGAUUGAUUUAUCUUAUUUGACUGUAAAUGAAAGGAAAAACGACUGUGAUCACAUUCUUUGAAGUGCUGUAACCUGCAAAGCCCAAAUUUUGCAUUAUUAUAGGCGUGGCUGGUCACGUGAAUUCUAAGGUAAAAAUGAAGAAAGAUUUGGAAAAAAAACAAGAUCAAAUCAUAAAACCCCGCAUGUAACGAGGACCAUGCCUUAAUUCACCUGAGCGGUUGCAACGUGCCGUUGGGCACAUUGACAGAUAUUUUAAAGAAUUCAUUUACUCAAGGGGUUUAAGGCCCGGUUCAGAGGUUGGUCCAGAACGUACGGAUUGGCAAUAUCUAUCGCUAGGAGAAGUAGAACAAAUCCUAAAAACUAUAUCUUGGGGCUUUCUGGUGCCUUAACGUUAAAUAUGAUAAAGAAGGAAAUUGGCAAAUUGGCGGCGAAUUAACUUUGUUUGGAUAAACAGAUAAAAGCAUUUUUGAGAGAGGAUAAAAAUACCCAACUCUCUUAUACGAAUGAAAUGAAUGUACCUGAAUUCGAAAUACAAAAUUAUGGUUGUAAAUAAGCUAAAAUCAAAUUUGGGCAUUUGAAAUGUUGUUUUACUUCAUAAUUCCAAACGUGAAGUGUUAGAAAUAUUUAAUAUUAUGAAUCAGAUAAAUAUUAUUGCUGGAUUUCAUUUCUUUAUGAUUUCUGUAUGUGUGGCAAAUUUUGAUUCAGCUCCAAUAUAGUUUUUGCCGAAGUUACAUACAUACAUACAUACAUACAUACAUACAUACAUACAUACAUACAUACAUACAUACAUACAUACAUACAUACAUACAUACAUACAUACAUAAACUUUAUUUAUCCUCGGAUUUUAGUGUAGCUUACAUAGCUAGUAUCUCCGAAAACCCCUUAGUCCCAGGCCAUUGAAAAACUGGUUGAAAAACUGUGACAUUAUCUUCUAUAAGCCCAAACUUGAGUAAACAUUGAAGAUUUUUAGCGUUUUGGCUGAGUUUGUGCUUUGGGAAUUGUCUAUUGUUUCUAGUCUGUCAUGAUACAGCAUUCUUGUUCAGCACGCGUGCAAUGACCGCGCUUGGCUGACUUCCGAAUGCUCACCGAGAUAUAAUAAUUUUGGUACAGUGAGACAGGCCAUCGCGUGAUACAUAGAGGUUUAAGUCACAAUUUUUAAUCAAUUCUCGUGCUUCUUGUGCCUUUGCAAAAAAAUCAAGAAGUGCUACACACUAAAUCUACUUACUAUUAAAAAAAUAUCAUUUUUUCAUAGGUUUAAUGCAAGCCAAUAAUUAAACCAACUCGUGACGGGAAUAUCUCGGUGAGCAUUCGGAAGUCAGCCAAGCGUGGUCAUUGCACGCGUGCUGAACAAGAAUGCUGUAUAAUGACAGACUAGAAACAAUAGACAACUCCCAAAGCACAAACUCAGCCAAAACGCUAAAAAUCUUCAAUGUUUACUCAAGUUUGGGCUUAUAGAAGAUAAUGUCACAGUUUUUCAAUGACCAUGAAAUUCAGAGUCCGGGUAGUUAGUUAAUCAAUUGUGGCCCUGAAAAAAUUUGAAGGAAAAAAAACUACGAAUUUUUAAGAAAAUGCUUUUUUCGUGAGAAGGACUCUUAAACGCUGACAAACGUCAACAAAUAGCGAAAACUAUAAUUUCUAUAUGUUUGCUUUGCUCGAAAUCGCGCGCAUUUACAAGGCCCUAAAGCGUUUUGCUGACUUGCAAGGACCCAUCUGUUAUAACGAUGCCCAAAAUAAAGAGAUGAAUCUCAUAGUUUAUUAGAUAUAAUCCGUGUAAAGUUUGCUUAUCAUUUUCGCAUAAAUUAUGAUCUAAAUUUGGAAACCGCUGAAUUUCUCGAAUUGGGUCUUUGCGAUUUUGGUGAAACUCUGUUCAGCGCAAGGCACUAAUGCGCACUAUGUGUAGCCGAGAGAUUUUCACGAAAAAAUGGCGGCAACAGCAGAUUUUCGACUCAGACCUCAAAGGGGCGUGGCAUUAUAACCACGUGACAUUUACUCCGAUCGCCAAAAAUUUUAUGUUAUAUUGUAGAUUAAUCUAUAUGUUAUCCAUUCUAUGUGUUAGACUUACGAUGAAAGUAAAGGUGGGGAUACCAAAGAGCUUCAAAGUAGGAUGGUACCCCCCCCCCAAAAAAAAAACUGGGUCGAGUCACCUUAAAUGGAAAACAACUCAAGCUUGACUGGGUGGCAAGACUUGUUUUUCCCAUGCAACCUUCUCAUUUUCGGCGGCAAUUGCGAUCGUUACUUUUGAGACUAUAAAUUUUACAGUUUACCUAAUUUUAAUAUGCUCUGUUAGUUCCGGCAAACAAAAGUGAAUUCGUGAUUCCAGAAAAUUGAUCACGUGAAUUGGCCUGGUUCAAUCCUUUUUGUACUAACUAAACGGAUCUGGCAUUCCACUUGCUCGGUUGUAUGUAGUUAAAACUAGUGUCGUUUAUAUUUAGCAUAAGCAAUGCAUUUAAACCUUAUUCCUGUACACAAAUUUGUUUAAAUUUAUUAAGAAAAUUCGAAAGCUCUAGUAAUACUAACCUUUGGUCUAUUUUGUUUAAUCUUUUUUUUUUCAUGAAGACAAGGAAAGAUGUCGUGGAUGUUUUCGCCGGUAAGAUGUAAGUUAAGACAAAAUUGAAUAGCUCGCACUCAGGAGAAAUCUCUUGAAGAAGAUACUGAAGAAUCGUUCAAUCGUAUCCUUUUGCCUUAACGGAAAAAAUAAGAGAGAGAGAGAGAGGGAGGUCGAGAAGAGAAGUCGAGUGAGGUAGACUAAUUGUGGUAAGUGCGUCUGACGGCACCUCUUUCUGCAGAUUUUUUUUUAGGCUGUAUAUACAUGCAUGUUAUUCAGUGACAGUAAAAUUUCUAUGAAACUUUUCCACUCCUAAAACUCAUACACCUCCGUGGCCCUUGAUUAUACGCCUAUGGUAUCAAUUUUCUAUCGUUUGAACAGCAUCUUUUGUCCGCGUAUUACUAGAUCAAACUCAUCAGUGCAUAAAAAAUCAGUUAUCGGCAUAGCUUUUCAGCGAGUAUGAGUAUAAGUAUAUCUUAGUAUUUAGACAUUAAGAUAAAAAUGAACUUUUGAUAGAGUCAUGGAUUAGUCAGGGUCGACACACCGUAUGUUGUGGUGAUAACUUUAGUGCUUUAGUUAUAUUCCUGUACUGAGCAAAUGGCGAUUUAGGAUUAAAAGGUUAUUAGAAUUUUUUUCUCCUUAACUUAAAUCCAAGCAUCUUCAAUGUUUCUUGUGGAACCCAAAGAAAUGUACGUGGGCGGAACAAAUCUGUCUUUACGAGAUUUGUUGAACGAGAGUCUGAGGGAAGGUCGAGUAAUUCCAUUUUCAAGCUGGAAAACGUCUUGGAAAGAAAAAUAUGUCGCAGAUAAUUCAGCUGCAACUCCAACAGGUAAGAAAGUGGAUAUAACUUAAAAAUAAUGAGACUUGACUUCCACGACACAAUUUUUAUUAUAAUAUUGUUCAAAAUGGUAUAAUUUUGGGUCCUUGCCGUUCGACUGAAAGUUAAGAAACUUAUUGGACAGGAACUAUCGACAUCAUUAAUUAUGUUUUUAAAUCUAUUUCAUGCCCCUUAUAUAGAUCUGGAAGCAAUAAGCUUUCAAAGUUGGGAGAGCGGCCCAAAAUGCUCAGUGAUUGGCUUAAAAAGACCCAUGGAUAAAGGAUUUUUGGUAAGUUUAAUUUUGCCUAACAUGCCACUUUUUAAUUGACCUUCCUCUAAAUAUGCCUGAAUUAUCUUGCACUAAAAAAAUGGGGGAGGGCCGUAACCACCGUUUGGACGAAUCAAUUACAAGGCUGGUAGCAUGAUACGUUAUUCUUACUAAUUAUCGUGAGUAUUAAAUUUCACAAUUUUCGCGAUUGAAAAAAAUUGGCGAAAUUUAUACGCGCAAACAAAAGAUUGCGCGAAAUUGACCGCUCCAGAAAAUACCAUAACAUACCAUGAUGCUCUUUCCUUGUCACCCCAAAUCUUGCAUAAGCAUAGCCUUCAAUUUCUCUUUGGAGUUAAAAUGGUCCCAUCAUCGUGAAGUGGCCUAUUUACAGCUACAUUGAUUAAAUCGGGCGGUAUUGCCAACCUUUAGAAAGCUGCGAUGUUAGUUUUUUCUUUCAAUCCUCUAGACAAUGGUAUUGAUAAUGAUAAUGAUUAUAAUAUUGCAAUAUUGCUUUUAAAGAAACAAAACAUAAACCACUUUUAAGCUAGGACCUGUUUCUUCCUACAUUACAGUGUAGCCAAGAAAUAAAGAUUGACACGAGCAUUCCCGAAGCAGAUCUCCUCAAACCGGAAAAUGAAACCAUUCAUGGAGUUGAGGAUUUAAGGGAUGGCACCGCUUACACACUUUUCAGUUUAGUCGUGAAAUCUGCCGGUAGUGAGCGAUUUUAUGCUUGCGUUAAAGAAGAACAGGACGAGGCUAGCGACAAAUGGUAAUUAUAUAGAAUUGAAUCUUAGCCUUUCGUGGCCUGAUGUGCUGAAUCGUUCAUUUUAUAACGGACAAGCACGCAAGCACAGUCAGUUGAAUAUAAAAAUUAUGGUUGAUUUAGACGUUUUAACAGUUUCCUCUUUUUUUUUUUUCUUAUUAUGUCUUUUUUUUUCUCUGCUUUUAAUAGCAGGGCAUAACAGUCGCGAAUUCGCACUCGCACCUUUCAAUAAGCAGCAAAAAAACUUUAAAAGUCAAAAUUGAUUGUGAUCAUAGAAGGCAAUUAAGUUGCUUGUGACUGUGUUUUGCGCCAGUACUCUUACUAAAUUAUUACAGUUAUUAAUGAAUAGCCUUGAUGUAAACUAUGAAAUUUCUACUUUUCAAGGGUGGUCUAUGACGAGUUAACCGUCAAGCAGUUUGUUAUGACUGAAGACUUACUAGAAUUUCUAUCUGGAGGAGAGGAACAUUAUGAUAUCCUUUACAAAAUUAAGAAGAAGUUUUCACAUUCAUAUUCCUACGAGGACUUUUAGUGGAUUUUAUUAGUUAAGACUGUCCUUAACGCUUGUCACUUACCUGCUUUUAUGCAAAAUCCUGGGAUAUAAUCAAGAAACCGGACAUACCAACAAGGGACACAAGAAAUGAAAUUUUUAAAGAGGUAGUAGAUACUAAAUCAUAAACUGUCUUGUAUAUCAAAUGGGCCUUUUGUAUUAAUUAAUCACGUGAACUUUCGGUAAACAAGAAAAUAGUUCGGUUUUGAAAAAUUUUGUUUGCUCGAGCUGAAAGAACAUAUAAAAAAUUAGGUACUAGUAGCUGAAAAUUUUCUGUCGUAUAUCUAAAAAUUAGCGAUUGCAACGGUUAUCUAAAAACUAGAAGGAUUUAGAUUGGAAAAGAACUUUUGCCACCCAGUCACCGUCGAAUGGUAAAGUUUUUGAAUGUCGUGAAAUGUUUCCUUAAGCAUUAUUGGGCUCAAAUCUCGUUUUAAUUCAUAACAGGAAAUGUAAGCCCUCCAAUGCAUAGGGCAAAAAUUUAACGCGCGACAAUGUAAAAAGUUCUUAAUUUACAAGGAGUUGAGUGUUUUUUAUAUGGAAAACUACAGUAACUCAAGCGUGACUUGCUGGCAAGUGUUGUUUUUCUCAUACAAAUAUUUCUCCUUAGAUGUGAAUCCAUUGGUAUCCGCAUGUUACCCCUUAUGUUUCUCGUAUGCAUCCGUAUGUUACCUGUAUAUACCCGUAUGGAGUUUUAGUCACGAUCGUAAUUCUUCAUAUUUCUAAUCCAAUAUUAAUUGUAUCACAUUUUACAGCGUCGGAACAGAUGACGAUUGCGUAAUCAUCAAAGAUAUAGGUACAUGUCUUUCCUUUUGUAUUGAAAUUACGUCAGUUUUAUGAAGAGUUAUUAUAGACCCGCCAGUCCCCCUAUACUGCGAACAGACAAAGAAUUUAAAAAGAAUGGUUUCAAACAAAGUUAUAACAAGAAUCCUGAUUUGACCAGCCUGCUUAUUAGGGUAUUGUCGCCAUUAAAAUCAUUAUUAUUUGUAGUGUGUAACACACGAUUUUCCGCGUAUAAUUCUUUCCGUCAUUCACAGUGUGGCUGAUUUUUCCCGAUUUUCCUUUUUACUAUAGUGCAUCAUGAAGCCGUCUUACAUAAAAUGGAAAAGGCGAUGAAAGACUUUAUAGGGCUCGAGUCACUGAAGCAGCAAUUUUUGUGUUUCACGAGAACGCAGCUGCAAAACGAUAGAAGAAAACGGCUUGGACAUAAGGUGAAGGACGACACACCCCUCCACCUGGUGUUCGCCGGAAACCCGGGAACUGGCAAGACCACUUUCGCCGGGCGUGUGGCAGGUAUGAAUCUCUUUCCAGCUUCUUUAUAUGACGGAGAGAAGGGGGUUUCACAUGUGAAUAAUGGACAUAGUUUAAAACAGGGAGUCAGUGAAUGAAAUUGGUCGAUCAUUUAUUUAAGUUUGUGAUCAUAUAUAAUAAUCACGAUUUUUAAAAUUCUAGCAUCUCUGUGGUUUAAGGAAAUCAUUGCAAUGUUUUUAAAACUCCAUUGUAUCGCAAUUCCAAGAAGGAAAUUGAGCUCAAAGAAAAUCAAACUAAAUAUAGAAAAAUGAGCAGAAAAUCCGCAGGUUUCAAAUUUAGUGUGCUUUUUUUUCAGAGCUGCUAUUCAGCAUUAAAAAGAUAAGAAAAAACAAGAUCAUAGAGGUACAAAGAUCUGACCUAGUUGGCCAAUACCUCGGGUGGAGUACUGAGAAGACACGUGCCAAGAUCGAUGAGGCCCGGGGUGGGGUUUUGUUCGUGGACCGUGAGGCUUAUCGCCUUAUACCAAGUGCUGGAGGAAAAGAUUUUGGCCGAGAGGCAAUUGAAGAGCUUAUGGCUGUCAUGGAGGAUGGUGAUCCCGUCAUGAUAUUUGCCUGUUAUGAAAAAGAAAUGGACAAGUUUCUCGAUGUUAAUCCAGGGCUGAGAUCAAGAAUUUAUAGAAAAUUCAUCUUCCCGGAUUAUUCCACCGAUGAACUUCAGCAAAUCUUUUACCUAAAGGCAAGUGAAAAAGGAUUCACAAUCAACAAAGUUGAUAUUAAAAGAAUCCUAGAGGAAAAAACGUCCGAUGACCAACGUCGGCACAUGAAUGCCCGAUUGAUGAGAAUCCUGCUUCAGGAGUCAAUCGAAGAAGCCAGCAACAGGCUACCUCUUGAUGCUUCUUUGUUCCAGUUAACCCAAAUAAAAGAGGAGGAUGUUGUGGCUGCCUGUGCACGUUUGCCGACGUAUUCUGGUAAUAAGUGA
Porites evermanni is the source of this 9317-nucleotide messenger RNA. The record is from the annotation of a GenBank genome assembly. Lineage: Eukaryota; Metazoa; Cnidaria; Anthozoa; Scleractinia; Poritidae.